Messenger RNA from Peronospora farinosa, 930 nucleotides. NCBI's taxonomy places the organism in Eukaryota, Oomycota, Peronosporomycetes, Peronosporales, Peronosporaceae. The record is from the annotation of a GenBank genome assembly.
AUGACGUCAAAUGCGUAUCAAUUAUGGCUAAAGAAACGUGAGUCCAAGGCCCCACGACUGCCUCUUAGUCCUCGUGUUUCUUCCUCCAUUACUCUCAUUCCACAAUUGCCGCGAGCCUCCAAGUCAAUCGAGGACGUAUGUAACACGUUCCAGGCCACUCUCGAUGCUGUUUCAGCUAUAGAAACGACACUACCAUCUGUUUUGUCUGCAUCGUUAGCGACGAUAAAGCGGCCCCGAGAAGAAGAAGAAGGUACAGGACACAAGAAACACCUGUAUGCAACGAAUGUUGCAGGAUGCGCUAAUGUUGUCGGAAACAAACAUGUUAAAGUUGCAGAACAGUCAGAUAAAGUUGCUGGAUGGAAACGACAGCAGAGGGAGCAAGAGCUAAUAAAGAUGAUGAUAUGGAAGAAAACAAGUCCAUUAAAAGUGACGAGUCAGUCGCUGGUAAGAAGUAUAGAAGAACGACCAAAAUUGACAAAACGAGUUGAUACUGAUCCAAGUUUCAAGAAACAAGAGGAAAAGGAACCGACCAAGAGCAGAGAUUGUUCAAUGCAAUUGCAUCAGAUGAAGAAACGAAAGAUUGAAGCCGGUGCUACUUUCGAUGGCACGACAAAACGACUUCGGUUUGAUGCCGAUACCAAAGACGGUGGUAUUGAUAGUCUAGAUGGAGUGAAAGAUGUUGAGCAACUGGAGAAGUCACUUAACCACAGGGAAAAGACCAUACGUACUUUGGUCAAAAACGAUGACUAUACGACGACAAAACGACUUCGAUAUUGUAGUGGCAACGCAGAGGAGAAGGAGAAAGACGAGGAAUCUUGUGGAUUGCCAUCAAAGAGUCCGAUGAAGACGAAACAGAAGAACGUGACAAUUUCUAUGCUGGACGAAUCCCAGUACUGGAUGGCAGUUGAUAGAUUCUCGCAUCUAGCAUAA